CGCCCGCCCUGCCGAGCCUCGGAGCCUCAGAUCACCAUGGCAGCUGGUUGGUGGUGGGCGCUUAAACAUUUCGUGUUGUGUGUUUUCGUGUGUGCUAGCCAUGUGUGUGCGGGGCGCCGUGUUCCAGUCAGGAUUGAUUCUAUAUUCACCUCGGGAGCCAGCCUUCAGUGGAAGCCCGAUGACGGAGCCGUGGUGGUUGCCGGCGAGGAGACAAAGCUGGAGCUGUGGGGCUCAGGACUCUCUAGGAGAGUGGAAGUUGGGCUGACGGCGGCGCGGGGGGUGCAAGGGACGCCGUGCCGGGCCCGUGUCACGCCCCCUCUUGUCCCUGCCAAUGACACCAACACCCACAACUAUGCCGCGUACACCAUCCCGGCCAGCUACACCAGUCCUAUCCCGGUGGAAGAUGAGCUGGAGCUGUGGGUGUGCACGCAGGAGCAACAUCCGAUUAGUAGCAGUGGCCGCACUCGUCACGCUGGGGGCUGGGUGCACCAGGGACACCCGACUCACCUGCUGUUGUUGGCUAGCCCACGGACGCCCGUCCACAGACUAAGCUUGCGAAGUAUAGACCGACUCUCCUCGGCCGGUGGCCAGCCACUCGCCACUCCUCACACCGAGUCCUCCAAUGCUACAGAUGCCCCAGUGACGGAGUCCCGCGUGGUGGGUGAUGGUGGCGUUCCGGGGAUCGCUACGGUGUCUGGCGGUGAUGACCAGAAAAUAAAACUUACCCGUGUCCCCAGCACCGCCAGGCCUCAGCACGGAAAGGAGAUGGCGGGCGAGCCAGGAGGUGCCCUGGCUGACCCUAACAAUGGGAAUUUUAAUAAUGAAGCAAAAAAAUUGAAGGAUAGUGAAGCGGACAGGACCGAAACAACAGAGAAAGUUGUUGAUGCUAGUGGUGCCGGAGUGCCGCCAGACGUGAUGCUGUCUGACGCGCCCGCUCCUCCUGGCGUGGCGGGCAGAACUCCUGAAGGAGAACUUGUUAGUGAUGACAGAACUAGUGGCAGUGAGGAUUCAGUGGAUAGUGAGAAAGAAAUGGCUGACUUGUCCGAUGAUAUGAGGAAUCUCAUGAAGGAGACUAUAUCGAGUGUCAGCUUGAGCCAGCCUAACAGUCGCUCGCCCGCGGCGCCUCACGCCAGGGAAAGCUCAGAGCCAGACCUAGCCAACGACUACGAGGGCAGCGCCGAUGAGAUGGUAAGGAUCUCUGGCCUGAGGGUGGAGGCGCACGGGAAGGGCAUCGAGUACGAGGAGCUGGCAGGCAGCGUGCUGGUCAACACGGAGGCCACGUUGCGUCUCUUCGGCCAGGUCCUCACCACCGACACAGAGAUUCUCUUCACGGCCAACCCGGCGGAGGCUGGGGAAGUGUGCGGCGCCCACCUCUCCAAGGCGUUCAAGGUGAAGGAGGCGGGCGACGGUUGGGCCACUGUGGUCGUCAAGUUGCCUUCCAUGAGCACAGACCAGAAGCGAUGGUACCUGUGCGUGCGCGCCUCGGACCAGGACCAGGCCUACCACCAGGGCAACGACCCCUGGCUCACCAUGGCCUCCUACAACCUCCUCCUGCCCCUGUGGCUCCAGGGCUGCUUCAUCGGGUUGCUGCUGGUGCUGUCUGGACUCUUCUCGGGACUCAACCUGGGCCUGAUGGCGCUCGAUAUGACGGAGCUAAAGAUCGUCUCCAACACGGGCUCGACGGAGGAGCGCCGCUACGCCCGCGCUAUCGAGCCUGUGAGGAGGCACGGGAACUUUCUGCUGUGCACCCUCCUGCUGGGGAACGUGCUGGUCAACUCCUCACUCACCAUCUUGCUGGACGAGCUGUCUACGGGGCUUAUUGCCGUCAUCGGUUCCACAAUCGGCAUCGUAAUUUUCGGCGAGAUAAUUCCGCAGGCUAUCUGUUCGCGGCACGGCCUGGCCAUCGGAGCGCGGACCGUCUGGCUGGUGAGGGUGUUCAUGAUCAUCACUGGCCCCGUGGCGUAUCCGAUCUCAAGGAUCUUGGACUGGGUGCUGGGUGAGGAGAUUGGCAACACUUAUGAUCGGGAGCGCCUCAAGGAACUGAUCAAGGUGACGCACGACCACAAUGACCUCAAGAUGGAGGAGCAGAACAUUAUCUGCGGUGCCCUGGAGCUGCACAAGAAGACGGUGGGAGAGGUGAUGACGAAGCUUGAAGAUGUGUACAUGUUGAGCGUCGACAGGAACCUUGACUUCGACACCAUCAACGAAAUCAUGCAGCAAGGCUAUUCUCGUGUACCAGUGUAUGAGAGUGAGCGCACCAACAUCAUAGCAGUGCUGUUCAUCAAGGACUUGGCCUACAUUGACCCUGAUGACAACACUCCUCUCAGAACACUCUGCCAGUUCUACCAGAAUCCAUGCAACUUUGUCUUUGUGGACACCACUCUUGACAUCAUGUUCAAGGAGUUCAAAGAAGGCAACAAGGGUCACAUGGCAUUUGUGCAGUGCGUGAACAGUGAGGGUGAUUGUGACCCAUUCUAUGAAGUGCUGGGCUUGGUUACUCUGGAAGAUGUCAUUGAGGAGCUGAUUCAAGAGGAGAUUGUGGAUGAGACAGACGUGUUCACGGACAACAAAACCAAACGUCGCCGGCAAGUCACUGGACGACCAAACUUCACUGAGUUCUCCAACCCCACCAACCAGACCAACCACAAGCGAGUGCAGAUCUCCGCUCAGAUGCUGGUGGCAGCACUGCAGUACCUCCGAACCUCUGUUGAGCCAUUCAAGGAAGGUCAGCUGUCAGAAAUGGUAGUGAAGAAAUUGCUGAAUCAAGAUGUCAUCCACAACAUCAAGCUGCGCAACAAAGAGAAUCCAAAGGCUGAUCUUCAUUCCUAUAUUUACACACAGGGUAAACCAGUGGAUUAUUUUGUCUUGAUUUUGGAAGGCCACGUGGAAGUGACCAUAGGGAAAGAGAAUCUCACCUUUGAGAGUGGUCCUUUCACUUACUUUGGCCUUGCUGCAGUCUCACAGAUCCAGUCUAUAGGUGAAUCCCCCUCAGCAUCCACUCAGCUCAGCAAAGGCAGUAUGUUGGGAAGUGUGCAGUCACUUGAUUCAGCCAAAUUUUCCUUCACCCCAGACUACUCUGUUCGUGCAAUCACUGAGGUGGUGUACCUGAGGGUGCGGCGGUCACACUACAUUGCUGCCAGACGUGCCUUCCUGCUGGAGCAGGCACAGAAAGAGCCACAUAGUGAGGAAAACUUUGAAAAGGAAUUUGCCAAGAUGUUGAUUGAGGAUGAUGGACCAAGUUCACCAACAUGGGAGAGCACACCACUCACCACUCCGCUAAAUAAGUUGCAUCAAUAUACCUAGCUAGCUGCUUGAUGACUUCCCUAAAGUUAUAUUGUAUCCCGAGGUAUUGGAAACAUGG
Portunus trituberculatus (swimming crab) is the source of this 3361-nucleotide messenger RNA. RefSeq names its product unextended protein-like (gene uex). Gene Ontology annotation, molecular function: transmembrane transporter activity. Gene Ontology annotation, biological process: transport; magnesium ion homeostasis. NCBI's taxonomy places the organism in Eukaryota, Metazoa, Arthropoda, Malacostraca, Decapoda, Portunidae. Gene Ontology annotation, cellular component: plasma membrane. The coding region runs from base 37 to 3303 and encodes 1088 amino acids. The record is from RefSeq and is a predicted model, not a curated record. The transcript is spliced from 16 exons.